This is a messenger RNA of Pogonomyrmex barbatus (red harvester ant), 1461 nucleotides long. RefSeq names its product PR domain zinc finger protein 5. Gene Ontology annotation, cellular component: nucleus. Gene Ontology annotation, biological process: regulation of transcription by RNA polymerase II. The record is from RefSeq and is a predicted model, not a curated record. Gene Ontology annotation, molecular function: protein binding; DNA-binding transcription factor activity, RNA polymerase II-specific. NCBI's taxonomy places the organism in Eukaryota, Metazoa, Arthropoda, Insecta, Hymenoptera, Formicidae.
GAGAAAGCAGAGAGCGACAGGUGCACUGGCGCCCACGUGGGUUCUUUGAAGCGGAUGGUGGAAGAAAGAAGAAGAAGAAGAAGAUAACGAUGACGACAACGACGAAGAGGACGAAGAAGACGAAGAGGAUUACCGACCGGCUUCCUUAUGCCUGCUGAACAGACCGGCACUCGCUCUACACUCGAGUUGCCCUCAUGCCAAGUAUACAUGUGACUCAAUCGCGUGACACCAAAUUGAUGAAGAGUGUGGAGAAAUCCAGUCGAGACCAGUUGAAUAUCCCUAAGGCUAUUUCUUGACUACGCCGAUGAAAAAGACCGCGGCAAGAUCUCGGUGUGGCGAGUGGGAAAAGGUAGUUUUAAGAGGGGGAAGGGCUAACCAUUCGGUAGCAAAUGCUGGUAACCCGUCGCAAGGUCAAGAUCAGUCGGUUAAUCCCGUCCAGUAGGCUGAGGGCCUUGUACCUUGCGCGACGAAUAAUUCUCUGUUCGUUCGCAUUCUCGUUACAUAUAUAUGUGUUAUUUCACUCUCGAUACGCAAAAUAAAUUAAUGUAAAAUUAACAAAUCAUCAUUGCGACACAUAAUACAUUCUUGAAAUUAAACUGAUUAUGUUUAAAGAAUAGUAUAAUUCUGCGUUGAAACUUGUCAGAAAUGAACUUUUUCUUUGACACGCGAUAUUUUAUUUGAAAAUCUUGUGUCUCACAGGAAUGUAGUAAAUGUAUCGGAAUUUUAUUCUGUAAAUAUCUUUCAAUAGCCAUAUUAAUUAUCAAAUGUAUUCAAAAUAAUUAUUUGUAAGGUGGAAGUAUUAUUAUAGUGUGAUAAAAUCCUAAAAUACUUCUCACGCGAGUCUCUGUUAUGGAAACUUGCGUCUUGAUACCUAAAGAAUUCUCCUUGGUUCUUACCAACGAUCAGUCAUCUUGUAAGAGACACUUCAAAAAUGAUUCGAGUACGUUGGAUAUAAGGAUUUCGGUAUGGUCGAAUGUAUUCAUCCCAUCGGGAACGCUUAUUUAUCCAUUUCAAGGAUCAAUUAGAUUCGACAAGAUAGAUCUUUAUUCUCUCCUCGACGAUAAUGAUGUAAGUACGAACGCUGUAUAUUUUUCACAAAUAUUUUAUAUUUUAUGUAGUUUAUGUAGUGUUAAAAAAGUUUUAAUUUUCAUUGUCUAUGCAAAUUAUCUAUGCCGCUGCAAAAUAUUUGUUAUGUUUUUGCAGGAAAAACCACAUAAAUGUCCUCAAUGUUCAAAAUCAUUUCCGACACCAGGUGACUUGAAAAGUCAUAUGUAUGUUCAUAAUGGAUUGUGGCCAUUCAGAUGUCACAUUUGCAGUCGUGGUUUCAGCAAGCCAACAAACUUGAAGAACCAUAUGUUACUUCAUCUGGGUAGAUGUUCUAAUAAGAAGUAUAUCAAAUCUAUUUCCGACUUUUAAAUGAAUAUUUUGUAACAAUUAAAUGAAUUACUUUGUAACAAUUGU